AUGAGGCCGCUUUCAUUGUUGGGCUCCAAUACUAAUGGGCCUAAGUUCACUUUACAGUUUAAACCGAUUCAAUCGGUUAUUAUCGGUUUAGUCUUUUGUUGUUGA
This is a messenger RNA of Arabidopsis thaliana (thale cress), 105 nucleotides long. RefSeq lists its product as uncharacterized. Lineage: Eukaryota; Viridiplantae; Streptophyta; Magnoliopsida; Brassicales; Brassicaceae. The coding region runs from base 1 to 105 and encodes 34 amino acids. The transcript has a single exon. The record is from RefSeq and is marked reviewed.